Pimephales promelas (fathead minnow) is the source of this 1928-nucleotide messenger RNA. Its product is annotated as E3 ubiquitin-protein ligase TRIM47. Gene Ontology annotation, molecular function: protein binding; zinc ion binding. NCBI's taxonomy places the organism in Eukaryota, Metazoa, Chordata, Actinopteri, Cypriniformes, Leuciscidae. The record is from RefSeq and is a predicted model, not a curated record.
ACGAAACCUAAGCUGCUUUCUGUAUCUGUCUAUCUGUGUGUCUGUACAGUAAAAUGGCAGAAUCCAGUAUUUCAGUGGCUCGGGAUCAGUUCAGCUGUUCAAUCUGUUUGGAUCUACUGAAGGAUCCAGUGACCAUCACCUGUGGACACAGUUACUGUAUGAUCUGCAUUAAAGACUGCUGGAAUAAAGAGGAUCAGAAGAGAGUUUACAGCUGCCCUCAGUGCAGAAAGACCUUCACUCCAAGACCUGUUUUAGGUAAAAAUACCAUGCUGGCUGAGGUGGUUGAGAAACUGAAGAAGACAAAAGUUCAAACAGCUCGUCCUGCUCUCAGUUAUGCUGGACCUGGAGAUGUGGAGUGUGACGUCUGCACUGGAAGGAAACGCAAAGCUGUAAAGUCCUGUCUGAUGUGUCUCGAAUCAUACUGUCAAAGUCACUUUGAGUGUCAUGAAGAAUCCCAUUCAAGGAAACGACACAAAGUGACUGAUGCCACUGGACGACUGCAGGAGAUGAUCUGCUCUAAACACGACAGACUGAUGGAGGUUUACUGCCGUACUGACCAGAAAUGUAUUUGUUUCAGGUGUGCGAUGGAAGAACACAAAAAUCAUGAUACUGUUUCAGCUGAAGCAGAGAAAGAGAAAAAGGUUGGAGAGAUACCACGGAAAUUCCAGCGCAGAAUCCAAGAGACACAGAAGAAGCUUCAGGAGCUCAGAGAGGCUAUAAAGACUCACAAGCGCUCUGCACAUGCAGCAGUGCAGGACAGUGAGAGGAUCUUUACUGAACUGAUCCGCUCCAUUGAGAGAAGCCGAUCUGAGGCGACACGGAUGAUCAGAGAUCAGGAAAAGGAUGCAGUGAGUCGAGCUGAAGGACUCUUGAAGCGACUGGAGAAGGAGAUUGAUGAUCUGAGUAGGAGAGAAGCUGAGCUGAAGCAGCUUUCACUCACUGAUGAUCACAUACAUUUCCUACAGAGUUUCCAGACUCUCUCUGAAGCUCUGGAAUCAUCAAGCGUACCCAGAGUUACCAGAAGUUCUGUCCACCUUUAUAAUGAUGUGAGAAAAUCUGUCUCUCAACUGAAAGAACAACUGGAGAAGUUCUGUAAAGAGGAGAUGGAGAAAAUAUGUGGUCAAGUAACAUACAUCAACAUCAUUCCCAAUACUGAACCUAAGACCAGGGAGGAGUUCUUACGUUAUUCCCGUCAGCGCACUUUAGAUCUAAACACAGUGAAUUCACAUGUUCAUCUGUCUGAGGACAAAACAGUGGCCACUUACACUCACACAGAGCAGCCGUAUCCUGAUCAUUCAGACAGAUUUGAUGUUUGGCCUCAGGUGUUGUGUAGAGAGAGUGUGUGUGGACGCUGUUACUGGGAGGUGGAGUGGAGUGGUGAGGUGACUAUAUCAGUGUCACAUAAGAUCAUCAGAAGAAAGGGACAGGGUGGAGAUUGUUCCUUUGGAUUAAAUGUCUGGAGAUUGUUCUGCUCUAAAUCUGGUUACUCAUUCUGUCACAACAAGAUAAAGACUGAACUCCUUAUAAUCCCCAGCUCCUCUAGAAUAGGAGUGUAUGUGGAUCACAGUGCAGGAAUUCUGUCCUUUUACAGUGUCUCUGACACAAUGACCCUCAUCCACAGAAUCCAGACCAUAUUCACUCAGCCGCUCUAUCCGGGGUUUGGGGUCAAUCAGGAAUCAUCAGUGAAACUGUGCCAUCUAGGGUAAUAGGGAUUUUAUCUACAAUGUUUUCAUAUUUGUUUAGCAAACUAAUAUAAUAAUAAUGUAUGUAAUGUAGCAACAAUGACUUGGAGCCAAUUAUUACUGUGAGUAAUAAAUAUCAGGGCAUGGUGUGUGAAUCCUCUUUAUAUCAAAUGUCACAAUUUAAACUGCUGUCAUAUAGAUAAUGUCAGUAUUUACCUAAACAAUGCAAAUAAUAUCAUUAUAACU